AUGGUCGGAAAGGACUGUGUUGCCAUCGCAUGUGAUCUUCGUCUUGGUCUCCAGGCCCUUACAGUCUCCAACAACUUCCCCAAGGUCUUCCAGUACGGCGACGUGUAUCUGGGCCUGACCGGCCUGGCCACCGACGUCAACACUGUGAGCGAUCUCUUCCGCUACAAGGUCAACAUGUAUCGCCUUCGUGAGGAGCGCGAUAUUGCCCCUCGCACCUUUGCCAACCUCGUCUCCUCAUCUCUCUACGAGAAGCGUUUCGGACCUUACUUUGUGUCUCCAGUUGUUGCUGGUCUCGACCCCAAGACUGGUCAGCCUUUUAUCUGCGGUUUUGACAGCAUUGGCUGCAUUGACUUUGCCAAGGACUUUAUUGUCUCUGGUACUGCUUCAGAGCAGCUCUUUGGCAUGUGUGAGGGUCUUUGGGAGCCUGAUCUGGAGCCUGAUGCCCUCUUUGAGACCAUCUCCCAGUCUUUGCUUAACGCUGUCGACCGCGAUGCCCUUUCCGGCUGGGGCGCUCAUGUUUACAUUAUUGAGAAGGACAAGGUUACCAAGCGAUUACUAAAGGGGCGACAAGAUUAG
Molecule: messenger RNA, 576 nt
Organism: Fusarium sp. VM40
Lineage: Eukaryota; Fungi; Ascomycota; Sordariomycetes; Hypocreales; Nectriaceae
Source: the annotation of a GenBank genome assembly